Molecule: messenger RNA, 2682 nt
Organism: Manihot esculenta (cassava)
Lineage: Eukaryota; Viridiplantae; Streptophyta; Magnoliopsida; Malpighiales; Euphorbiaceae
Product: neutral ceramidase 1
Exons: 10
Coding region: 266-2581 (771 amino acids)
Biological process (GO): sphingosine biosynthetic process; long-chain fatty acid biosynthetic process; ceramide catabolic process
Cellular component (GO): extracellular region
Molecular function (GO): N-acylsphingosine amidohydrolase activity
Source: RefSeq, a predicted model, not a curated record
UACUUUCUUGGAAGCUUCCAACUGCAAGCCAUCGCUGUCUUCUCUUCCCCGCAAACCAAACCAAUGUCGCAUGCUUCCUUUUUGACCCCAUUAAGAACCGUAGGUGGGCUUUCUCUCAAAUAUCCAUUUUUCCUUAGGCUAUAUAAUCAUCAUCUCUUCAUGGUUUUAGCACAAAUCCCGUUGGCUUCCUGGAAAGGGAAAUGAGAAGAAAGGCUUGAGCUUUUUUUUUUUUUUGUUUAGCACGUUUCUUGUUGGUGGAGUGAAGAUGGAGUUGUUUUCGCCGGUUGGCCUUCGUGUUUGGUCUUGGGUUUCUCUAGUGCUCUUGCUGCUCAAUAGUGGAAUAGUAUUAUCGGAUUCCAGAUAUCUGAUUGGGCUUGGGAGCUAUGAUAUUACAGGACCUGCUGCUGAUGUUAAUAUGAUGGGUUAUGCUAACUCUGAUCAGAUUGCUUCUGGGAUUCACUUUAGGCUGCGGGCUCGGACUUUUAUCGUCGCGGAGCCACAGGGAAACCGGGUUGUAUUCGUCAAUUUGGAUGCCUGUAUGGCCUCACAGCUUGUGAAAAUUAAAGUGAUUGAACGAUUGAAGUCGAGGUAUGGGGAUCUCUACACUGAAAAGAAUGUUGCUAUCAGUGGUAUUCACACCCAUGCUGGUCCAGGGGGCUAUCUCCAAUACGUUGUGUAUAUUGUGACAUCUCUUGGAUUUGUGCGUCAAUCAUUCGAUGUUAUUGUAGAUGGCAUUGAGAAGAGCAUUGUACAAGCUCAUGAAAAUCUCCGUCCUGGAUCAAUUUUUGUAAAUAAGGGGGAGCUGUUAGAUGCUGGUGUAAAUCGCAGUCCUAGUGCAUAUCUUAAUAAUCCUGCAGAAGAGCGCAACAAAUACAAGUAUGAUGUUGACAAAGAAAUGACCCUUUUGAAGUUUGUUGAUGAUGAGUGGGGUCCAGUUGGUAGCUUCAAUUGGUUUGCUACUCAUGGAACUUCGAUGAGUCGCACAAACUCUUUGAUAAGUGGGGAUAACAAAGGUGCUGCUGCACGAUUUAUGGAGGACUGGUUUGAAAAGAAUGAUAUUGAUAGCUUAUAUGCUGAUGAAGUAGCUGAUGGAAUCCCUCGAAGAGUCCCAGAUAUAAUUCCGCGUGUCCCUAGUAAUCAUCAUGAGCUCCUAGAGCUUGCUGCUUCCUUCGAGUCUUCUCCUGGUAGACCAGCAACCAAGAUGCUUAGUGUUGCAAGACGUGUCAGGGGGGAUGUUAGGCAGGCUGAGAAACCUGGAUUUGUAUCAGCAUUUUGUCAAACCAACUGUGGGGAUGUUAGCCCUAAUGUGCUUGGAGCCUUCUGUACAGACACUGGGCUACCCUGUGACUUCAACCACAGUACCUGUGGUGGAAAGAAUGAGUUAUGCUAUGGCCGAGGACCAGGUUAUCCCGAUGAGUUUGAAAGUACACGUAUUAUUGGGGAGAGACAAUUGAGAAAAGCUAUGGAACUUUUCAACACAGCAUCUGAGCAGUUAAAUGGAAGGGUGGAUUAUCGUCACACUUUUCUAGACUUCUCUCAGCUUGAAGUGACCCUUCCUAAACAAGGAGGAGGCACUGAGGUAGUAAAAACUUGCCCUGCUGCAAUGGGGUUUGCAUUUGCUGCAGGAACAACAGAUGGACCAGGAGCUUUUGAUUUUAAACAAGGAGAUGACAAGGGAAAUGCCUUCUGGAGGCUGGUCCGUAACUUCCUAAAAACACCAAAUAAGGAACAAGUCAAUUGUCAGCAUCCAAAGCCCAUCUUACUUGAUACUGGUGAAAUGAAGCGACCAUAUGAUUGGGCACCUUCAAUACUUCCAAUUCAGAUCCUCAGAGUGGGGCAACUAGUCAUUCUCAGUGUACCAGGAGAAUUCACAACAAUGGCUGGGAGGCGUCUUCGAGAUGCUGUUAGGACAGUGCUCACAAGUGGAAAUAAAGAAUUCAAUAGAAAUGUACACGUUGUUAUAGCUGGGUUGACUAAUACUUAUUCACAGUACGUGACCACCUUUGAAGAGUACGAAGUGCAGAGAUAUGAAGGCGCCUCCACUUUAUUUGGGCCGCACACGCUCAGUGCAUACAUUCAGGAGUUCGAGAAGCUUGCGCACGCCCUUGUCGAUGGACAGACGGUGGAGCCUGGUCCGCAACCACCUGAUCUCCUGAAUAAGCAGAUAAGCUUCCUUACACCAGUUGUAAUGGAUGCAACCCCACCUGGUGUAAAUUUCGGUGAUUGCAGCUCUGAUGUUCCCAAGAAUUCUACCUUCAAGAGAGGUGACACAGUAACAGUUGUCUUCUGGUCAGCAUGCCCCAGGAAUGACCUCAUGACUGAAGGUACAUUUGCGCUUGUGGAGAUCCUUGAAGGAAGUAGUAGCUGGGUUCCAGCUUAUGAUGAUGAUGAUUUCUGUCUUCGUUUUAAAUGGUCAAGGCCUUCAAAACUAAGUACCCGUAGUCAGGCAACCAUAGAAUGGAGGAUCCCUCAGUCUACCACACCUGGUGUCUAUAGAAUAAGACAUUUUGGUGCUGCAAAGAGCCUAGUGGGUUCGGUUCGCCAUUUCACUGGCUCAUCUAGUGCUUUUGUUGUAGAAUGAUUAACUCCUUGUGAUGCCAUCCAGUGAUUCCUUGUAUUUGUUGUGAACGUGAUAGAAUUACAAGUGGUUAGUGGCCAGCAUGAUAUUUCAAGUUUCUAUAA